Nicotiana attenuata is the source of this 1656-nucleotide messenger RNA. RefSeq names its product 1-aminocyclopropane-1-carboxylate synthase-like. Gene Ontology annotation, biological process: amino acid metabolic process; biosynthetic process. Gene Ontology annotation, molecular function: transaminase activity; pyridoxal phosphate binding. Lineage: Eukaryota; Viridiplantae; Streptophyta; Magnoliopsida; Solanales; Solanaceae. The record is from RefSeq and is a predicted model, not a curated record. The coding region runs from base 113 to 1564 and encodes 483 amino acids. The transcript has 4 exons.
ACUACUAAGGGAUUAGAACUCUAGAGAAUUCUUAAUUAGCUAAGACAUACGUACGUAGUUUUCUUGCCAUUCUUUUAUUCUACUCUCGUUUCAAGAAAUUAAGAUUAAGAAGAUGGGGUUCAUUUCAAACAUCGAAAAUGAGCUGCUUUCUAAGGUAGCAACCAACAAUGGGCAUGGUGAAAACUCAGCCUACUUUGAUGGUUGGAAGGCCUAUGAAAUUGAUCCUUUCCAUCUAACACAAAAUUUUGAUGGGGUUAUUCAGAUGGGUCUUGCUGAAAAUCAGCUUUGCUUUGAUUUAAUACAAGAAUGGGUGGUGAACAAUCCGAAAGCCUCCAUUUGCACAGCUGAAGGGUCUGAAGAUUUCAAGGAUAUUGCAAUUUAUCAAGACUAUCAUGGUUUGCCAGAAUUCCGAAGUGCUGUUGCAAGGUUCAUGGAAAAAGUGAGAGGAGACAGAAUAACAUUUGAGGCAGAGCGCAUAGUUAUGAGUGGAGGGGCUACUGGAGCUCAUGAAUUACUGGCCUUCUGCUUGGCUGACCCUGCAGAGGCAUUUCUGGUUCCUACACCCUAUUAUCCUGGAUUUGAUAGAGAUUUGAGGUGGCGAACUGGGGUACAACUUUUUCCUGUUGUUUGUGAAAGCUCUAACAAUUUCAAGGUCACACGAACAGCCUUAGAAACAGCAUACCAGAAAGCUCAAGAAUCCAAUAUUACCGUAAAGGGCUUGCUUUUAAACAAUCCAUCUAAUCCACUGGGAACUAUCCUAGACAGGGAAACAUUAAAAGACACAGUAAGAUUCAUUAAUGAGAAAAACAUCCACCUCGUAUGCGACGAAAUAUACGCUGCCACAAUAUUUAACAAGCCCGAUUUCAUCAGCAUUUCCGAAGUAAUAUUGGAUGAAGAUGUUGAAUGCGACCGCGAUUUGAUACACAUUGUUUAUAGCCUGUCAAAGGAUUUAGGCUUUCCUGGAUUCAGAGUCGGGAUUAUUUACUCAUACAACGAUGUUGUAACAAACUGUGCACGAAAAAUGUCAAGUUUCGGACUAGUUUCAACACAAACGCAAUUCUUGAUUUCAAACAUGCUAUCGGACGAAAAAUUCGUUACAAAAUUCAUUGGUGAGAGUAGUGAAAGGUUAGCGAAAAGGCACGACAUGUUCACUAAAGGACUUGCACAAGUGGGAAUUAACACAUUGAAGAGUAACGCUGGCUUGUUUAUAUGGAUGGAUUUGAGAAGGCUUCUUAAGGAACUAACAUUUGAAUCUGAACUCGAACUUUGGCGAAUAAUUAUUAAUGAAGUUAAACUUAAUGUUUCGCCGGGUUGUUCUUUUCAUUGUUCAGAGCCUGGUUGGUUUAGAGUAUGUUUUGCUAAUAUGGAUGAUGAAACUAUGAGGGUUGCCUUAAGAAGGAUUAACAACUUUGUGAUUCAACGUAAAGGGAUUGAAGGAGGAGUCAAGAAAUUACAAUGUAGGAGGAGUAAAUUGGAGAUUAGUUUAUCAUUUAGAAAAUUGGAUGAUUUUAUCAACUCUCCUCACUCUCCAAUGUCUUCGCCUUUGGUCCAGGCUAGGACUUAAAAGGAAAAACAAGGAUUUAUUAGCACUUGUAAUGUUUCUUUUUCUUUAUGAUAAUUCUUCGAAAUUGAAUGAAGAGUCAAAGUCUUAACCAC